Enterobius vermicularis (human pinworm) is the source of this 984-nucleotide messenger RNA. The record is from the annotation of a GenBank genome assembly. NCBI's taxonomy places the organism in Eukaryota, Metazoa, Nematoda, Chromadorea, Rhabditida, Oxyuridae.
AUGGCCGCAAAGGACUACAUAAGGGAAUUCAAAUUUGACUGGAAACCCGAGGUACAUUCUGCACUGCUAGAAGGAACCGUUUUUGAUCGAUACGAUGACGUAGGAUUAUCGAUUUAUUCAUCUUCAAGUUUCAGGAUCCUGAGUAUCAUGCAAGUGACAGGAAUUUUGUUCUAUUUUAAUUCGGUUGGGCUAGAUAGUGUAUGUCUAGAUGUAAAUGUGUAUGUGCGUGUCGAUGGAAAUGGGUUUUUUCUUCACUGGAAAGGAGAGGAGGAUAAAGAGCCAGGUCUUUUAGAUCUUGUACAGGUUUGGGAAGCUAGACGAGGGGGUGCGCCGAAAGACGGGAGAGUACAGUUUGAACUUGAGCAACGUGGUACUAAAGAAACACUGGAAGACAGAACGGUAUGGAUAACGCACGGAGAGGAUCUGGUCAAUAUAUAUAGCGUGUCGUUUGUAGCUCGUGAUUUAGCAACUGCUGAGCUAUGGCGUGAUGGUAUCAAUGAUAUUGUGAAGACAUCCAAGGUUAAACACUCCAGCUAUUCGACGCGGCUUCUAAAGACUUGGUACCAGUUAACACUACAAGUGAAUGAAAGGGGAAGAAUUCCUAUCAAAAACAUCAUUAAGCUGUUUUCAUGUGGCAAAGAUGACUCUAUGACACUAAAAUGUUUGGGAGACUUCGGGUUGUAUGGCGACAAGGAACGUGAAGAAAUAGACGUUAGCAAUUUCCCUUUUGAGCGGUUUUUACGACUGUAUCAAAAAAUCGCACCAAGAUCUGAUAUUCAGGAGCUCUUCGUUAAGAUAAGUGGUAAAAAGGAGUAUGUAACUAGAGACCGCUUAAUAAAGUUUAUGAACGAAACGCAGAGAGAUGACCGGUUAAAUGAGCUUCUCCAUCCACUCUAUACUGAGGCACGAGUGCAGAAAUUGAUUAUUGAUAAGUUCGAAACUGAUGAGAAGUAUAUUCGUGAAGGUUUGCUGAUUUCUAUUUAG